GCGCGUUUGGCGCGAUUGAGCCCCGCCAGCUUCCGUAGGUUGUCGAGCGCGUGCGUGACGCAGCAGCGUCCAACGGUCAGAAGAAUUUUCACAGGCAAGAUGGCGACUUCGGAGCCGCGAGGAACUGAAAAUGAAGAAGGCCGUGCUGAUAGUCCUACGACGACUGCUGUGACAAGUCCUGAACAGUACAUCAAACACCCUUUGCAAAACAGAUGGGCUCUCUGGUAUUUCAAAAAUGACAAGAGCAAAAGUUGGACAGAAAAUCUGCGUCUCAUCUCCAAGUUUGACACAGUGGAAGAUUUCUGGGCAUUAUACAAUCACAUACAGCAGCCCAGUAAGCUUGGAUUUGGCUGUGACUACUGUUUAUUUAAGGAUGGUAUUAAACCCAUGUGGGAGGAUGACAGGAAUAAACUCGGUGGAAGGUGGUUAAUGACCCUCAGCAAACAGCAACGACACAAUGACCUUGACCGCUACUGGAUGGAGACUCUGUUGUGUUUAAUUGGCGAGUCCUUUGAUGAAGCCAGUGAAGACGUGUGUGGAGCUGUGGUCAAUGUCAGGCCAAAGGGAGAUAAAAUAGCCAUCUGGACGGGCAACUGCCAAAACAGGGAUGCUAUCAUGACGAUAGGGCAACAAUACAAAGAACGUUUGAGUCUCCCAGGCAAAACCCUCAUCGGAUACCAGUCACACGACGACACCUCUAGCAAAAGUGGCUCUACAACAAAGAACAUGUAUUCAGUUUGAAGAAAACUAAUUUCAACUCAUUGUAGGUUUAUAAAAUUUCAAAUUUGCAUCACAUUAAUACUUUUGAGUUGUCAACUACUGUAGUGUCCUUCCUUUUUAAGAAAAGAAAAAAAAAGUCAAAUAUGUAAAUGUAGUGCUCUCCAGCCUGAAAUGAUCAGCACCGUUACCGUGUGGAUCGAGGGACGUCUGCUUGUUUAGACCUGAGAGAGGACCGCAUCAGCUAAAGCUAUACGAGUUGAGCUAGAUGUUACUGAUAUCAUUUUAGUCGUUCGGGAGAGUUUAAAGGACUAAUCGAGACUUACCUAGCUGAAGAGGUUCUAAGGCUUAGAUAAGAGACAUGCCGUUCUUUGCUUUAACCUUUUUUUUUCUCUCACGCGUCACGUCACGAAGUGUUUCUCAUCGUCAGACGAACAAAUUAACUCACAACUUAAUCCACACGGACAUUUUAAGGGCCCAAACUGUUUUAACAUGCUUUGGUUGGAGGUGUUUGGCAUGAGAAGUGAUUGCAGAGGCGCCUGCAGACUGACUAUCUUAAAGGUUUGUAAAGGAUUACUUUUGGUCGCGCUCCAAGUUUGGAAUUUGGAGGAGUGGUCAUUUAUUGUUUCAGCUAUGCUGGAAUUGAGGCAUCUUGCUUGUAGACCUAUCUAACACUUGUGUUUCUCCCCUUCAUCUAUUUAUGAUAUAUGCAUUGCAGUUGAACUAUGUAGUAAGAGGAACACCAUGAAAAUCAAGCUCCUGUUUUCUUUAUUUUUUUGAGGUUCUUAGCAAUGUGGACUACUGCUUGCUGUUUUCAUUUUUUUUUUUUUUUUACAGUGUAUUCAGUGAAUGCCUGGACAUACAUGCUUUUUAGGUUUGCUACCACUUUUCUCCUUAUUGAUACUGUAGCCAUUUUCUAGUUUGCCCCACUCUUUGGAUCAGUGAAAGAAGAGAGGAUAUUCAUUGUGAAUUUAUUUUGCUCAUAAUGUAUCUUUAUUAUCUGUAAUUCCAGGAUGUAUAUUACCUUCUUUCAAAGUAAAGGUUAUGUGCUUUGCAUUAA
This is a messenger RNA of Labeo rohita (rohu), 1777 nucleotides long. RefSeq names its product eukaryotic translation initiation factor 4E family member 1c (gene eif4e1c). Bases 100 to 741 code for a protein of 213 amino acids. Gene Ontology annotation, cellular component: cytoplasm; eukaryotic translation initiation factor 4F complex. Gene Ontology annotation, biological process: translational initiation. The transcript has 7 exons. The record is from RefSeq and is a predicted model, not a curated record. Gene Ontology annotation, molecular function: translation initiation factor activity; RNA 7-methylguanosine cap binding. Lineage: Eukaryota; Metazoa; Chordata; Actinopteri; Cypriniformes; Cyprinidae.